Dicrocoelium dendriticum is the source of this 1196-nucleotide messenger RNA. The record is from the annotation of a GenBank genome assembly. NCBI's taxonomy places the organism in Eukaryota, Metazoa, Platyhelminthes, Trematoda, Plagiorchiida, Dicrocoeliidae.
UUUAUGAAGACGGACAAUUCCUCCGAUUUAUCAAACGAUUGUGAUCAGCAUGAUAUCAUUCGACAGUGUCUGCACACCACGAAUUUCGGAGAACUCUUACUUUGGUCCCCAGAAGCCGCGGAGCUUCUCAGGCGGAUUUAUCGCAUUGUCGGUAGUGCCACUGCUCAGUCCAGAGGUACUCAACAGCAAACUCACCAUUCUUAUGGCACGUUCGGUCGCUUACCUGUUCUACUUAGUUUCGAGGAAUCUGUCCUGCUUCUUUCUCUGGGAAUCGUGGAAGGGGUGCGAUUGAGUACUUUUGCCCUUGAAGUCUAUUCCCCUGAGGUGGAUCAGCUUACUCCCGUGGCACUACUACAAAAGUGUUCACAUACGAAAGAAUCUCGCGUUUCUAAACAUGGUUUGGGGCGUUUGGAUUCGUGCGUCGAACUCAUGGAAGCAGGUGAUCACGGUGCACACGUAGCACUCAAAAAGAAGCGAGUGGAUGUUGUCUCUUAUGAAUCUGAAGAACUCAGUGCAGAUUGUUCGGUUUGUGCCACUGAUACACAACAUCCAAAUCAGCCAUUCGAUAAACCCACCAAACCUUCCGAUGUAUUCACUUUGGAGCGACCGCCGUGCAGCAUUCAGCCCGGCCAGCCGCCUUCACCUUGUAGGAGCAUUUCGCCGCCUGUUUCACUGCCUUUCACCAACAGGGCAUCGACUGACCCGAGUAAGGCACCAUUCGUCGUCUUACCCGAUGCGGACAGGUCUCUUGGUCUUCGCGGAGUGGUCGCUUGGUUGCGGCGGCAACUGAGUGCGUCCAAUACUUGCACUUCUCCCAUGUACAUCAACCCCUCGACCAUGCUGCUGCGCUCGCAAGUUUUUGCCGAUUUGUGGUCCAGAGGUAACUACUUAACUACAUCUUCCUCCAAAAUGUGCGGCGACUUCCUCGUUUAUCCAGGUGACCCCCUGUUGUAUCACGCGAGUCAUGUCAUUUGCACUUACGACGCUGAUGAGCCCAUACGUGCGUUUCAACUCGCGGCCAUGCUCCGAGUCUCAAAUAGCAUUCGGAAGACUCUAGUACUUGCAACGUGCGCCCAUGUGUUUGAAGAUGAGAAUCCUUCGGUGAACGGCGACAGCAUCUUAUAUACUUCAUUCCAGUGGACUUCUUUCUCCAGACGAUGAUCCUUCGUGUGCAGCAAAUACAUCACUCAUGCUCC